Molecule: messenger RNA, 2358 nt
Organism: Cicer arietinum (chickpea)
Lineage: Eukaryota; Viridiplantae; Streptophyta; Magnoliopsida; Fabales; Fabaceae
Product: bZIP transcription factor 18
Biological process (GO): regulation of DNA-templated transcription
Cellular component (GO): nucleus
Molecular function (GO): DNA-binding transcription factor activity
Source: RefSeq, a predicted model, not a curated record
UUAUGAUGGCGGAGUUUCAUUAGUUAGUAAAUUGUUUGUGAAAACAAACACACCGUAGAGAUUUUUUCCCUUUUGAACUUUUUUUUUUAAUAUUAUUGGGAGGAGACAACCGCAAGAAGAAGAAGAAGAAGGCGAGUGUGAUAGCGGAGAGGUGACUAUUGAAGAAGAGGGGGAUUCAAAUCCAAACCGCAGAUCGGAAACAACACCAACACGAUGUCCUUCCCGUUCCAUCGUCGAUCUCAAUCGGAGGUUCAUUUCCGAAUCCCCGACGACUUCGACCUCGAAAUGGAUCCCUUCGACUUCGACGCCUCUCCGCUCCAUUUCCAAGAUCCACCUCCACACGAUGACCUCCUUUCUUCUUACAUUGAUUCCGACAAUUCCGGAUCCAAACUCCUUUCUCCCUCCGCCAAAUCUGGCAAUGCAGAUGACACUACCAACACCGGCAGGCCUGCUCACCGCCGAAGCAAUUCCGCCGAUACCUCUUCUUCUUUAUUAUCGGAAGGAAUCGAAUCUAAGAAAGCCAUGUCCCCUGAUAAACUCGCUCAAUUGUGGACCGUUGAUCCCAAACGAGCCAAGAGGAUUUUGGCUAAUCGUCAAUCUGCUGCGCGUUCGAAAGAGAGGAAAGCUUGUUACGUUGUUGAGCUUGAAAGAAAAAUUCACACUCUUCAAACUGAAGCAACAACUCUUUCUGCUCAAUUAAAUCUUUUUCAGAGGGAUACAAGUGGUCUGUCUACUGAAAAUACUGAGUUGAAGCUUCGGUUACAAGCUAUGGAGCAACAAGCUAAGUUAUGUGAUGCUCUAAAUGAAGCAUUAAAGAACGAAGUUGAUAGGCUCAAGAUGGCUACUGGAGAGAUGACAACUCAUGCUGAAACCUAUGGUUUGGGAAUGCAUCAAUUUUCAUAUUCUCAAGCUCCGUCCUUCCAGCACCAGCCGCAACAUGGGCCAAACGAACUUCGGGCUAUGCAAAUGCAGCAGUUUCAUUCACACUCAUCUAACAUAUCCACUCCCCACCAGCCUCAGUUUGAUCUGCCCACUUCAUAUGAUUUAUCAGAAAUGUUGUCAAGUGAUUCUAUCGGCCAGUUUCAGGGGUUGGACAUUGGACACCGGGUUUCUCAUGUUCUAAUGCCUGACGGUCCCUCCAUUUCUGUUAACAAAACCCACAAUGCCUUUUGAUGCGAAUUUGACUAACAUGUCACCACCCUGUUUAUUGGGUUGUUCAUAGAUUGACAUGAGUGAGACCCAAAGGUAUUGAUUUUUUUGUUUUCCUAUUCAAUUCUUUAUUUGAUUGAGGGUGUAUGUGGAUUAGCUUAUCUUAAAAAAAGUACUUAUUUCACCAGUUUUUGAAAAAAAAUAAUUUCCCCAAAAGUAAAUUGAAACAAACAUCUUCAAGGAGUUUUUUUUCCCUCUAAUUUUCUUUUAUGGAGAUUGAAAAUUUUCAAGGUAUAUGAUCCAUUCUGGUCAUUUUUGCACAAUAUUUUAUUAAUGUGAUUUUUUUUUUCUUAAGAGCUUUUCAUCAAUAUUUCUGUACCUAAUGGCACCUUCAAUACAAUAACAUUUCUCAUUCUGCGUACUCAUUUUUAACGAUUGGCAGUUGGCACAAACUAGCUGGUCUUCGUGCCAGUUCUGAUUUCUUCCUUGUUGCACAAAAGAACCAUUUGUCAUUAAUUUCAGUUGCUGUAGGCUGUAGUUCAUACAUGUGGAUAUGGCAUGCCAUGGACAUACCAUUAUGUUUUUUUAAUACAAAAGGUAGACGCGCUUUGCUGUUUAACUCUCUUGUCAAUUUUGAAGAAGAAGCCGUUACUAUGGCAAGCACUUCAUGCAUUGUCCUCGUUUGUCCCAUCUUUUAUCCUUUCUAUUGUCAUUUUCCUUCUCUUCUCUUUUCAUUUUAAUUUGCAUCUUGUCUGGCAAUUCCUGUGUUACAUUACUAGAUGAGAUUGCAGGGAAGAGUUGCAUUGCAUAGCGUUAGAUUAAUUCAAAGCCAAAAGCACAUCAGCAGAACAAGGAAAGAAUAGCAUGAUAUAUUUCUCUCAUCUAGGAAAAAUAGUGAAAAAGUAGUAUAUGUUUUACCUUACGAUUUCAGACAGGUGGUAUUAUUAUCUGUAUUUUGAAAGAAAAAUAGUGAAAAAUAUGCCUGAUAGCUGAUACAACACUUUUUGUAGAUAUAUAUUGGUAAGAUUGAGAGUUAAUUAUGGAUAGAGUAGAGUUCUUAAGUAAUGGUUCAACCUUUGUAAGUCAAAGGGAAAAAGAAAGGGUGAUGUUUGUUGUAGAACCGUAGAUGACGAUUAGCAAAAAAAUGCACUCCAUUUUAUUUUUUAACACAUUAUUUAUCACCAAAUAAGAAGCAAUAUUUCCAUGGUC